This is a messenger RNA of Pollicipes pollicipes, 1176 nucleotides long. Its product is annotated as XK-related protein 6. The record is from RefSeq and is a predicted model, not a curated record. NCBI's taxonomy places the organism in Eukaryota, Metazoa, Arthropoda, Thecostraca, Pollicipedomorpha, Pollicipedidae. Gene Ontology annotation, cellular component: membrane.
GUCACCGUUUUUUUGCGAGGCUGCAGUUUUCUGCAAAAUUCUGUGCCUUGUGUCCUGGAUAAGGUGGACGCCUUUAUGAUAAGGGUCGUGAGUGCGGUGGUUUUGUGCGUGGAUUCUGACAACAAAAAUUACAGUGGCAUAGAAUAGAGCUUUAGCGCGGUUGCGCGUUUGUGGAUUAAGUGGCGAUGAAAAGGCACCGGUGCAUGAAAUUGAAGUGAAUUUAAUGACAUGGAAAUUGUGGACAAAAAGAAGCAACGUGAGGAGGAAGACAAAAGACCACAAGUCACCUUUAAUAACUGGGAUCAAGCAUUUCUUAUUCUUUCAAUAGGGGCAUACAUUUUCAAUAAGAUAAUUGACGUGGUGCUGAUCCACACGUACCUGAGCUCGGGCGACCUGACCUGGGGCCUGCUGACCGUGCUGAUCGUGGUGGUGCCCCAGGCGCUGGUGCACGUCAUCUCGUACCGCUGGCACGUGCACGACCAGGAGGCCACCACCAGCCUGCUGGUCGUGCACUGCUGCCAGCUGGGCCUCUUUCUUAGGCUUGUGAGUCAGUUUUCCGAUGGUCGGCGUAUGCGCCGUACAAAGUCCUACGACGAUUCAAUGGUGUACCUGCAGCAGAGCAGUGACGUCAGCAUGCUGCAGCUGUUCCUCAGCUACCUGGAGUCGGCGCCGCAGUUGCUACUGCAGGUCUACGUCACCUCGUCCAGGGACGGCUGGCAGCUGGUGCAGGCUGUCAGCGCGGCGCUCUCGCUCCUCUCGCUGGCCUGGAGCAACGCCUCGUACGCCAAGUGGAUGCGCAAGUCCCGGGGCGACAAGCGGCCGCUGGGCUGGACGGCUGCCACCCUGCAGCUGCUCUGGCGCCUGUGUCUCCUGCUGGCGCGCACGUCCGCUCUGCUGGCGUUCUCGCUGCUGUACUCCGGCUGGGUGCUGCUGCUGCUGGCCGUCCGCUGGCUGCUGAUGACCGGCUGGGUGCUGGCCCAGCGCACCGACCUCUUCCCCACGCCCGCCGAGGAGCGACUCUUCAACACCGUCGUCGGCGCCAUCUACUGCUUCUCCUUCUUCAACGUCAAGGAGACGCCGGCCCGCUGGCGCAUGCUUGCCUUCUACGCGCUGACGUUCGCCGAGAACGGCGUCCUGGCGAUGCUCUUCUUCUUCUACUGGCCGCGCCCCGGCGAC